Molecule: messenger RNA, 5320 nt
Organism: Tupaia belangeri chinensis (Chinese tree shrew)
Lineage: Eukaryota; Metazoa; Chordata; Mammalia; Scandentia; Tupaiidae
Gene: COBL
Product: cordon-bleu WH2 repeat protein
Exons: 14
Coding region: 3-3947 (1314 amino acids)
Biological process (GO): actin filament network formation; actin filament polymerization
Cellular component (GO): plasma membrane; perinuclear region of cytoplasm; dendritic growth cone
Molecular function (GO): actin monomer binding
Source: RefSeq, a predicted model, not a curated record
AGAUGAAGGCUCGCGCUCCUCCGCCCCCAGGAAACCCCCUCCCCCUGAAUGCUCACUGUGAACAGAAGCCUCUUCGCGACACGGCCCUAGGCCCACAGCAGAACCUGGUGCACAUGAAGGAGGCGCUGCGGAACAGCACCGUGGACGUCACUGUGGUUCUGCCCAGUGGGCUGGAGAAGAAGAGCGUGGUCAACGGGAGCCAUGCGAUGAUGGAUCUCCUGGUUGAUCUUUGCCUUCAGAACCACCUGAAUCCAUCCCACCAUGCCCUUGAGAUCUGGUCUUCGGAAACCCAACAGCCUUUGAGUUUUAAGCCAAAUACCUUGGUUGGGACUUUGAAUGUACACACUGUGUUUCUGAAAGAAAAAGUUUCUGAAGAGAAGGUUAAGCCUGGCUCAGCAAAGGUGCCCGAGAAAUCUGUGCGCUUAGUAGUGAAUUACCUGCGGACACAGAAAGCCGUCGUGCGGGUGAGCCCCGAGGUUCCUCUCCAGAGUAUUCUUCCCGUCAUCUGUGCGAAGUGCGAGGUCCACCCAGAGCACGUGGUUCUCCUCAGGGACAACAUUGCCGGGGAGGAGCUGGAGCUGUCCAAGUCCCUGAACGAGCUGGGAAUAAAGGAACUCUACGCCUGGGACAACCGAAGAGACACCUUUAGAAAAUCAUCACUUGGCAAUGAUGAGACAGAUAAAGAGAAGAAAAAAUUUCUGGGAUUUUUCAAAGUUAAUCAAAGAAGCAAUAGUAAGGCUGAGCAGCUUGUGCUGUCGGGCGCAGACAGUGACGAGGAAGCCUCGAAACCAGCGUCUGGAAAAGGCUUGAACGGCUGUCUGACAAUGCCAAACUCCCCGUCUGUGCACUCACGUUCCAUUUCGCUGGGUCCAUCCCUCUCACUUGGCAACAUCUCAGGGGUGUCGGUGAAGUCCGAGAUGAAGAAGCGUCGAGCUCCUCCUCCUCCAGCUUCAGGGCCACCCGUGCAAGACAAGGCAUCAGAAAAGGUGUCCCUGGGGUCACAGAUUGAUUUACAGAAAAAGAAGCGGCGGGCACCAGCUCCUCCUCCACCACAGCCACCACCACCACCAAGCCCCCUGGUCCCCAAGCGCACCGAGGACAAGGAGGACAACAGGAAGAGCACAGUGGGUGUUGGACGGCAGGUGCCACAAAAGCCUCCCAGGGGCACUGCACGGGGUCCACCCCUGUUAGUGCUUCCCCCGCCCCCACCCUACCCACCUCCCGACACAGACAUGGAGGAGCCUCUCAGCUUUCCUGGGAAAGGCGCUGGUUCGGAGGCCUCAGACCUGAGACCCAAACUGAGCCUGCCCCUGGGGCGCGGCUGCCACUGUGGUGUGGACGGGCCAUCCGAGGCCGAAGAGACCGUGUCUGUGGGCAGCUGUUACGCAUCGGAGGAUACGACUGAGGACUCGGGCGUGAUGAGCUCUCCCUCGGAUAUCGUCUCUCUGGAUUCACAGCACGACAGCUCCAAAUCCAAGGAUAGGUGGGCCACGGACCAGGAGGACUGCAGUGACCAGGACCUCGCUGGAACGCCAGAGCUGGGUCCCCAGAAGAGCCCUUCAUGGGAGCAGAAUGGUCCUGCAUUGUCACAGCCAAGAACUGAAAAACCUGCCAUGGCUUCACAUGAUGAUGAAGACCUGUUUAUCACUGGCCAGUUCCAUGAAACCCUUGCAGAGCUUGAUGAAGACCUAGAAGAAAUGGAAGGGAGUUACAGAACUGACAGCAGUUCCUUGACCAGCUCUCUCCAUGGCGCGCCCAGCCCCUGCGCGCAGGAGGCCCUCAUCCCUGGAUGUGGCGAUGUGGAUACAAUCCCAGUAACGUUCAUCGGGGAGGUUCUAGAUGACCCUGUCGACCUGGGAUCAUUUUCCAAUAGAAACAACAAUGCUGGCUCUUUUGACUUGGAGGGCACCGCCAGCAGGAGGGCCCACCUGCCCCCAUCCCAGCCUGAGGACGGCCAGCAACUCGUGAAGGCGAGGGAGGAGGCACCCCGGCUGUCCGCUCCUUCUCAUGACCCCAGAAAGAUAAUCAAGCUGGCCUCGUCCGAUAGCUGUCGAGACCGAAGUGCAAAUGACACAGGACGCAGGGCGACAUCAUUGGCUUCGAAGCUUCCCCCGGACAACCUAAAUGUGAAGGAGAAAAGCAAGACCCCUGACCCCUCCCAGAGUGAGAAGACCCAGGCCUCCCAGAGAGCAUAUUCACAGACAGUAAAUGAAAACGAUGGCCACCAUGAAACUGUCGGCUCGGCACCUCCGCCAUGGUACCAACGAGGCCAGAGCCCAGGGGGCAGUUAUGGUCUGAAAUAUGGCCUUACUACGUAUAAAAUCGUCCCUCCCAGGUCAGAGAGGAGGUGUUAUGACAGAGACGCGUCUCUCUCCGUGGGUGCCAUCAAAAUCGAUGAGCUGGGGAACCUGGUAAACCCCCAUGUGAAUGGCAGCAGGGUCAUCUCCCUGCCAUCGGCCCUUCUCGAAGGAGAAGCUCAGCCCAUUGGGAAAGUCAAAGAGUUCUGGAGGUGCAACUCUAUGGAGAAACCCACAGACUGGCCCCCACGGUGCCCAGCCAAGAAGACCGCCUCCGCCACCCUGCCAGCGCAGCCACAGCCUCCAGAGGACAGGCUCAGAGCAGACCCCAAACCUGCGCUGCCCCUCUCUGCUCCCCAGGGAGACAGGAGGCACCUGGUAGAAGGGGGAAGCCAGCAGCCCACAGCCAUCUCCUGUCACGUGAAAGUGCCAUCUGUGAACAGCAAAGAGGUCGUGUUUCUCAAGCCUCAGAGAAGAACGUCCAGCCAGUAUGUGGCCUCUGCUAUUGCCAAGCGGAUAGGACCCGCGAAAGCCCACACUGACACGGUGAAGCCCCAGAGUGACGCCGGGCAGGGCUGCGAAGGCAGAGUGCCAAAGCCGACCGGACAACCCACUGACCUCUGCGUGGAGACACAAGGACGCACAGAAGGGGCAGAGCCCCCCAGCGCCAUCCUUCCCAGCAACCGCAGAGAAGAAGCGGCUGUCGGGACCCACCCUAGAGGGGACAUCAGCAGCCCGUCCAGCCAGGUCUCGGCCCAGGACAGUCCUUCUGGCAUCCACAGAAGCUCCUGUUUCCCACUGGGUGGAUCUUCCCAGAGGGAUCGUGUUUCUGUGGGCCAGAGCUGUGGUUUCAACAGGAAGCAAAGCACCAGUGACAGAAAGCCCAACUCGACAGCUGACCCCACCAGCACUCUGGCCAGUGCCAGCCCUCCCACUGCCUGCUCAGCAAAAGCCCCAGUCAGCGGGACAUUGGUGAACGGAGCCAGGUGGGCCCCAGGCGGCAGCAGGCUGCCUCGCUCCCAGGAAGUGUGUGGCUCUGAGAGCCACGUCGGCCUGGAGACAGAGGAGAGGCUCCGUUUGCUCUCCACGGAUGUGCCUGAAACAGAUGGGGCUUUGCCACCUAGCAUUUUUGGGCCAAAGAAAAAAUUCAGACCUGUUGUCCAGAGGCCAGCCCCAAAAGACACAUCUCUGCACAGCGCACUAAUGGAAGCCAUCCACUCCGCUGGAGGGAAGGACAGGCUGCGCAAGACUGCAGAACAGACCUCACUGGGAGGGCCAAAGACACCGUCCUUCACGGAGGCAGAGGGUGAACGAUGCGCCCUGCUCGCGGCCAUCCGAGGGCACAGCGGCACCUGCAGCUUGAGGAAGGUGUCGUCACACGCCUCUGAGGAACUCCAGGGUUUCCGAGAGGCCAUGCUGUCUACACAGGGUUCUGACAACUUCCACCAAGAAGACCUUGGCCUUCCGCCCCCGCCGGCCCUGCCACCCCCGCCCCCUCCAGCCUCCCAGGCUCUCUCCACGUCACAGCCAGCAUCCAGGCUCAGCACAGGCACCCUCGACACCCCAGCGGACGCCAGGCAAGCCCUGAUGGACGCCAUCCGCUCCGGCACAGGGGCAGCAAGAUUGAGAAAGGUGCCCUUGCUUGUGUGAGCCAUCAAGGAAGGUCAGAUAUUUGCAGGACCCACCAGUAAGCUGCCCAGUCACCACUCAAGGAUUCCACGUGGCAAGGAACAUCAAGACUUGGAGUUGCUUUCUUGUCUGCGGGCCAAAUUGCCUGCAGUUGAUUUCCUGUGUGUUCCUGUAGAAUGGCUCAAACUAAGGGGAAAAAUUGCUGCUCUGCUGUGCAGCUGGUGUGCCAAGGAAAUGUGCUUUGCCUCUGCAUAUUCGAAGUUGCCAAUGAACUAUUCUUGUUGGCAGGUUAAUAGGAAUAUACACGCUGGAGCCCAGCACUCACACUUAAUUAUAUUUAUGGGCAAGGUGAACAGAAUGAUGCCUUAGAUGGAAUUUUGGGCCUUUGAGAUUUUUACCACAUAUAGAUGGUUAAAACCGUUUCCUUGUUUAAAUCUUUCAAAUUAUAGGGGAAAAAAAAUAUAUAUAUAUAUAUAAAUCAUCUGAAACGAUCUGACUGUUCUAUGCUCCAUGAUGCUGUGCAUUUGGAUAGUAAGAAAAAGCAUGGAGAAGCCUUUUCAAAGGUGACUCUGUGGGGUCAUAACACUAUUGGAUUCUUAUUCCUCAAAUAGUUGGGGCUCGCACCUCGCAGAGGGUCACAGGAGUUGUUCUGACCAGCUUAAACUUCUACUAGUCAACUGUUAGCACCCAAAGUAACAGCUGUCUAUGACCCAGUGGAUAGGGCAUUCCCGAGUCCUCCAGAGGUGCAGGUGGCUGAGAGCAGAACGACCCCAAGUGAAGGGUUGGUGCCCACGUGGACUGCUGUUCCCCAUUGGGCUAUGAAGUGGAGCAGAUCCCCCGGGGGUGCUGUACACAGAGCCUAGACGUCCCCAGGAGCCAGAUGAAACCCUGCAGAGGGCUCAGUUGUGGGGACGUUGGGUGUCUGCAUGUCCCAGAGAUGGGAUCAAACUCGCGCUUAACAUUGCGGUUAAGGGUCGGGCUUGAUGCUCGUGCCUGCCGGCAUCGGUGGCUGCCAUGUGUUGAAUGGCAGGCCUGCAGCAGCACACGGCCCUCACUCACCAGUAUUCGUAAUGAAGUGUAACUCCAGCAGUCAUUUUUCAUAGAUUCCUUUAAAACACUUUGUUAUAAUGUUCUUUGAAAGAAUAAUAGAAAUCAAAAGGAGUUUGUGAAAUAAAAUCUUUACCUUAGUGAAAAAACAAAUAUGAUGAGAUUAUCUUACUGUUUCGCAACUCUUUCUGAUCCGGCAUCCAGUAGAAUGGAAACUCUACUCUUUCUCCUCUGAAUCACGCGCGAAACUUGAUCAGGGGGAAGGAGCCACCAGCCAAUCCCGCUCUUAGUCAUAGCUGUCUAUGAUUUGUCUUUUGGUGCCACAAAUAAAAGAAAAUCGACUUACA